AUGAAAUAUCUUUUUUAAACUUUUCACUACUUGCUAUUGUAGACUGUUUUAGCCUAGUUGAUGAUUGAUACAUACAAUUAGGUAGAUAUAAAGGGAAUAGAGUUUGAUUGGAGUGCAAGAACUCUACCUAUAGGAGAUUAAUAACUUUUAAUUGCCUAAAAUAUAAGAGGGUAUGAUUAAUUAUUCUAAGUUGAAUUAAUGAUAAUAGACAUAAUGAAAAAUGAAGUUUUUAGACAAAUAACAAUAGGAGGAGUUUAUGAGAGUACUUAUUGUCCAGAUAUACUCAUCAUAGAUGAUUCUAUUUUUAUUGCUUUUGUUAGUGAAAAAGAAAGUUCUUUAUAUGUUGUGAUGAAGAAAUAUAGUUUGUCUUUAUAAGAAUCUAAUGUAAAAUUCAAUUUAGGUAAUACUCUCUAUGAAGUAAAAACAAUAUAAAAAAUUUAAUACAUUUAAUUAACUUAGUUAAAUGAAAAUUUAUUGUCAAUAAAAUGGUAUUCAUUAGGGAGAGAGUAUAAUACUAAAUAAUGGAAUAUGGUAUUGUAUAAUCCAACAACAGGAGUUAAAGGUGAAAAAAUAAUUUUGCCAGAUAGUGAUUUUAUAUCAGUUACAUAAAAUAAAUUAGGCGUUAUAGCAAUAGCUUAAUCAAAUAAUAAUAAAAUAAUAUUAUCCAGAUUAUAUGAAGGUUAAUUAAUUACAAGAUCAAUUCCAGCAGUCUCUUAUUCACAACAGAGAGUAAAAAUUAAUAGUCUAUCAACAAAUGAAUUUAUUGUUAUUAAAUGGACUACCUAAUAUAACUUUGAAAUAAGAAGAUUUAAUAAAUAUUUUGAAGCUUCUCAGAAUCCAUUUAGAAUUUAAACUAAAGAAUUUUGUAGUGUUGAAAAAAUUUAAUAGAUUGAUAUAAGUUUUACAGAAUCAAAAUUAAUAUUUGUAAGUAAAUGUGAUGAGGAGAUAAAAUUAUAAUAAAUUGAUUUAUUAAAUAUUGAAAAUAAUUAAUACAUUUCAGAAUAAUAUAGAUAGAUUAAAACAUAGAAUAAAUAAAAUAUAUAAUCUAUUUAAAUUAAUUAUAUUGAUCAUAAUAGAUUAUUACUUAGAUGGUUUACUCAAAAACAUUACUUUAAUGAAUUAAAAGUUCAAUUAAUAGAUAUGAACUUAAAAAUUAAUGAAUGUAUAUUAAAUUGUGAUAUAUGUGAUAACAGAUUUAAAUGUUAAUAAUGUUAGUAAAAUUAUCAAUUGGAUACUAUUAAAAAUGAAUGUAAACCUAUAUGUCCUAUUAAUUGUUUAUAUUGUUCAGAUUCUACUUAUUGUGAUAAAUGUAAAUUGGGAUAUUAGUAUACAAAAGAAAAUUUAUGUGUAAAUCCAGAUAAUGAUUUUAUGGAACUAAAAGUUAGUAGAGAAGUAGAAACAAAAGGAAAAGGGAAAUUAAUAAAUAAAGAUUUUUAUAUUAUCGUUAUUUAUAGUAUUUAUUAGAAUGAUAAAUAAUAAUAUUUAGUUAUUAGAAAACUAGAUAAUUAAGGAUAAUUAUUAAAGAAAGUAGAAUUACAAAAAGAUUAAUAAACAUUACUUGAUUAUGAUAUUGCUGAUUCUUUAGUUGAUGAAAUCUUUUAUAUAUUAAUUAAAUGGGUUUCAGUUGAUGGAUCUACAACAAUUAUUAAUUAUUCAUAUAAUUUAGAAGACUUAACAAUAAAAGAAGAAUAUUUAAUAACAGAUAAAUCAACAAUAAUUGUUGGAGAUUAAAUUAAGAUAAUUAAUUAUAAAUAAUAGAAAAUUUAUUUUUUUUAUUUUACUAAGGAAAACGAUUAUUAUACAUUGAAAUAAAUCAUAAUGAAUUAAAAUGAUGUUUAUACUAAUUCUAAUUAUUACCAUCUAAGUUAUAAAGAUAAUUUUGAAUUAAAAUCAUAUAGAAAUUCUAUUGGUAAUGAAUAUAUGACAAUAUUAAAUGAUGAUUAUUAUUAAUAAUGUCAGAUUAUGGACACUAGUUUAAAUUGUUAUUAAGAUACUAAUCAAGAUAGAACUGAAUUCUUUUCAUAAAAAAUAAUUAAAAUUGAUCAAAUUUCAUUAUAUCUAGAUCAGGAUAUUUAUUUAAAUAGAUAAUUAUAUCUAAAUAAUACUGAUAACUAUAAAAUAUAGAUAACAUAAUCAUCAAGAUAUCAAUAAAAUCAUACAUUCAUUUAAAUAGGAGAAAAUGAUAUUAUUAUUUUAUGGUCUGGUAUUUCAAAUAUCCAAUAAAACAAUCCAAUAUCAAAUAUUUAUAUUUAAGGUUUUUCUAAAAAAACUAAUUAAAUUACUAAUUUAAAGUCAUUUACUUGUUCUCCUGCAUGUUUUUAAUGUUCAGAAACUGGAGUAUGUUUAUAAUGCAAGAAUUAUCAUUAUAUAUUAUACAAAGGAAAAUGUAAAUUAUAAUGUAUUCAAAAUUGUGAAUCUUGUUAAGUAGAAAAUGAAUGUUUAAAAUGUAAAUUAAAUUAUUUCUUGGAUUCUUAAUCUAAAUGUGUUUAAACAGAAAAAGAUUACAUUUUAUAAAAAUAAAAUUAUUUGUAUCCUACUGUAUUUUAAAAUGAUGAUGGAACAGUAUCUAUUGUAUCAAUUAAAAAUAAUGGUACUAAAUAUGAUAUUGUUUAUGAAGAAUUUGAUAGAUAAGGAUAAUCUAUUUCAGGAGAAAAUAGAAUUUCAAAUGAUAGUAAUUUAACAGUAUUAUUCAAAUAACCUAAAUUAAUUAAAUAAGAUUAAUUUAUUAUUAUUAGUUAUUUAGUGAGAGAUGAUAUAAAUAAUCUAUAAAUCAAAGCCAUUUUUGUUACUUUAGAUAACUAAUAUUAAAUUAUAUAAAAUAAUGUAUCAUUCAUAUUAAAUUAAGAUAUGUUAUUUGAAAUUUUAUAGAUUGAUAAUUAAUUACAUAUAGUUUAUACAUAUGACUAUUAUAGUUAUGCAAUUUACUUAAGUAUUUCCCAAUAUUCAAUAAAAAAUGGGUUAAUGAAUAAAUUAAAUGAAAGAACUUUUGGAGAUGUGUUUACUUUAACAAAGAAGUAUUAUAAUUUAAAAUUGGAAAAUACAUUUAAUCAAAAUAAGUUCUCAAUAUAAUUUACUGAAGUAGAUGUAAUAGAUUAAAUAGUUUAUGUAUAUGAUUAUGUUGAAUUAAAAUUAACAAAAUCUACAUUUACAACUUAUUAGCUCAAUUACAUAAAUUAUUUGCAAAUAUUUACAGUUUAAUAUAACAUUGUCAAUAAUAAGAAACUAAAUUUACAAUUCUUUAAUUAAAGAGUAAAAUUAUUAAACACAUUAUCCCUAGAAUCAAUAUAUGAGUAUUCUAAAAUAUAAGUACUAACAACUUAAUUCUUUAUAUAUCUGUUGUAUGCUGAAUCAUCUCAAUAAAACAUUAUAAAUAUCAAUGUGAAAUAAUAUGAUCUGAAUGGUAUACUAAUAGCUGAAAAUUAAAUUAGUUCAAAUGAAUAAUCUAUAGAUUAUUUAAAUGGUAAUUCUUAAUAAAAUGAAUUCCUCUAUAUAACUUGGAGUUCUAUAUAGAAUAGAAUGUCAUAUAAGAUGAGAUUAAAUUAAAAAUUAUAAGCAAUACCAUUUGAUAACUCAACAUGUGUAUCUUAAUGUGGAGAUUGUUCCAGCAAUGAUUAAAUUUUGUGUACUUAAUGUUUAGAUGGCUAUUAUUAUAAUGAAUAAAAAUUGAUUUGUUCACCUAUUUGUUCAGAUAAUUGUUAAAAUUGUACAUCUCCUUAUACAUGUGAUUAUUGCAAUAAUAAUUUUAAAUAUGUAGAUAAUAAAUGCUUAAAUGUUACUGAUUAUCAAUUAGAAAUACCAAUUUGUCAAUAAACAUGUAAUGGAAUAGGUUCAAUAUUAACUUUUAAUGAUAAUACUAUGAUAACAACCUUUUAUAAUUAUAAGAAUUAAUAACAUAGUUUAGAUUUAAAUAUAUAUUAAUUAGAAUCUAGUGUCAUUACAACUAAAUAAUUAAUUUCUUCAGAAACAGCAAUUCCUUAUCACAGAAUUUAUGAGUAUGAAUCUAAAAAGUUUGCACUUAUAUGGUUAAGUGGUAAUUGUAAAGUAUCAUGUAGAAUGAUGAUAUAAUUAUUCCAAAGUAGUCUUGUUGUCAUAACAAAUCCAGUUGAAUUAAGAAUGAUUAAAGUACUUAAUAUAGAUGAAUUUGAAAUUCAGAUCAAAAUAUUUAGUAGUAAUUUUAUAAUUGUUUGGACUGAAAUAGAUGAUAAUUUAAUUUAGUAGACAUAUGUUGGAAUUUAUAAUAUUAAUACUGGAUUUUCAAUAAAAUAAAAUAUUAAUGAAAAUUAAGAUGAUAUCUCAAUAAAUCCUUAAUUAUUGAUUUAGACAUCAUCCUAUUAAAUAAUAUAUAUUAAGAAUAAUAAUAUUAUAAACUCAUUAACUAUUGAUAGUACAACUGCAAAAUAUAAACAACUAUAUUAGAGUACUAAUUAAAUCGAUUCUAUUUCAUCUGAUAAUAUUGACAGCAGCGGAUUAGCUAUUGGUUGGAUAGAAAAUGAAAUUAAUUAAUUAGGGAUGUAAAAUUAUUAUCUAAAUGUUCAAUGGUUUGAUAGAUAAUUAAAUCAAUAAGCAGUUAAAAGAACUGCUCUAAACUCAUAUAUUAAAAUUAAGAGUCUAAGACUUGAUUAUAUUUCUUCAUCAUUAUAAUCAACCUUCAUAUAAAUUGAAAAGGGAGAGUAACAAAGAAUACGUCAAUAUUUUAUAAAUUUUAAUUUAUUAAAAUAUGGAUCAACAUAAGAUAUGUUAACAGUCCCAUUAAAUAUUUUAAGUUAAUAUUAGGCUAAUACAAAUAUAUUAACUUAUGUAGAUCCACGAAAUCUUAUGUCAUAUGUAGUAUUCUAAGGAACAAUGAAUAAUGUUAAUUAAAUAUUCUUUAUAGAAAAGAAAGGAUAAUAAUCAUAUCAAGAUAAUUGUGAAACAAAUUGUUUCUAUUGUAAUAAUUAAAAUGUAUGUGUAAUUUGCAAAUAAGGAUAUUCAUUAUAUAAUAAUAAAUGUUCUUUGAAAUUACCAGAUAAUUGUUAAACUGGUAGUAAUGGUAGAUGUUCAUAAUGUGCUAUUGGAUAUUCAAUCACAUCAGACUAUAAAUGUUAACUUAGUGAUUCAAAAUAUAAAGAAAUUAAAAUGAGUUAUUACCCAGCUUAAAGUAGAUAGCGAUUAUCGACAUUAUCAAAUGGAGAUUAUAUUGUUGUAUGGUCAACAAAAUUUUAUCAAAAUGAAGGAACUGGAAUUUAUAUGUCAUUGUAUAAUUCAUAAGGAGUUUAAUUGAAAGAUUAAAUGAGAAUUACUGAAUCAUCAGCAGGAAUUUAAUAAUAUCCUGAUGUUUAAGUAAUGAAUAAUGAUGAAAUAGUAGUUGUAUGGAUAGAUGGUAAUAUUUUAGUGAAUGCUGAUAUAAAGAUGUGUAGAUUUAAUAGAGAUUUCAUAAGAAUUGGAAGCGAAAUUACUGUAUAAACAAAUAUUCAUUUUUAAUAUGUUUAAUCAUUUGAUACACCAGUAAUCAUUCAAUAACUUAUUAAUGGCUUUGCUAUUGUUUGGUCAGAAUAAGGAAACUAGUAAUCAAUAUAACUUAUGACUAAAUUCUUUGAUAAUAAUAGUAAUGAACUUAAUUAAUAAAUUGUUACUGAAAAUGAAUCAAUAAUAAAUGAACCAGUUGUUGCAUCUACUUAAUCUAUUAUUGUGAUAGCUUGGUAAACAAACAAAGGAGUAUUUGCUAAUUCGUAUAGCUUAAAUCAAAUUUUAAUAGAUAGGGUGUAAUUAUCAAAUACCGGAGAAGCUCCAACAAUUACAUCUGUAGAUAAUUAUAUAAUUAUUGCUUGGAAAGAGUAUGUAAUUGAUGAAAAUGAUUUUAUGAGUUAGAAAAUAAGAUUUAGAAAAAUAUCAGGAGAUUUAAAUUAAUAUGAAAUAUAAAGCCAUUUUGGAAUAUCAUAAGAGAAUUUAGAUAAUCCUGAUGUGAUUUAAAUUGAAAAUGGAUUUGCUAUUAUUGCUGAAAGUGUAUCUACAUUAAAUGAUAAAGUAAGAGCAAUCUAAUUGUAAUUAUUUAAUUUGGAUGGUUCAUCUAAAUCAUAACCUAUUAUUGUCUAUUCUAUAUCUAAUUUAUAUCCACAUCACCCUUAAUUAAUAAACUAACCAUAAGGAAAUUUCAUAGCAUCAUGGAUACAAAGUACUCUAGUAUCAUAAAUCUUAAGUGAUGAUGUCUAUAUGAAAAGAUUUAAGAGUGACGGUACCUAAUUGUCAUUAAGUACAAUCAUUUGCCCUGACAAUUGCUUGACUUGCUCAACUAGUGAUGUUUGCUAAUCUUGUAAGAAAAAUUACAUCAUAUUAUCUAAUUAAUGUUAUCCAAAAAUUGAUAAUUGUGAAACUCAUGUAAUUGAAAAUUCAAUACUCUCUUGUAGCGAAUGUAUUAAUGGUUUUAAUUUGAUAAAAAAUAGUUGCUAUUGGGCUUAUUUUUCUACUAAUUAUUAAACAAUAGAAUUUAUAAUUGAUAAAUCAUAUUUUGAUAUAUUUAAAGUAAUAACUUUUUCAAAUGGUGAUCUAUUAUAUUUUUGGAUGGGAGAGGAUAAUAUAAUGACUCAAAGAUUUGAUAAAUAAGGUAAACGAUAUUCUAAUCCUAAAGUAUUAAAACUUUCAACAACUUGUACAAGUUGUUAAUAUUAUUUUGAUGUUUGCUAAUUUAAAUUAAAAGAGGAAAUAUUUGUAUUUUCCUUCAAGAUUUUCUAAAAUAAUUACAGUUCCAGUACAACUUAUAUUAAUAUUUUCAAUUUUAAUGAGGAACUUCUGUCUUCUAAUUCAAUCUUUUCUUAUUAAGGAGAAAUUAACUCUAUAAUCAAUUAAAAGUACUAGAAAUAAUUGACUAAAAUACUUUUAUUGGAAAAUAUGAAAUUAGGAUUAAUUCAUAUGGUUAUGCAAUAGGAAAUCCCUAUAUUAGAAUUAGUUAUUAUUCAGUUAUAUGUUGAUAGUUCAUUCAAAAUUAAUUUCUCUAAUUAAUAAACCUAAGCAAUUCAAUUACUAACUUAUUCUUAAUUUAAGAACUCUUUGGAUUUAGACAUAUAAAUAAUUGAUAAUGAAAUAAAAAUCUAUUAGAAAAAUGAACUCUCUAAUACUUGUAUAGAGACUAGUUUUGAUUUCUUUGGAGUAUAACUAAAUAAACAUGUGAUAAAGAAACAAAAUAAUAUGGUAGAAUAUAAAAUGAUUAAAUUGAAUUCAGACAGCUACUUGAUUGUUUGGACAGCCAUUGUAUCAUUUAAAUAUGAAAUAUUCUUUUAGAUUUAAUAAUAAGAUGGAAUUGCAUUAAGACAUGUUUAGCAAAUAUUUAGUGGAAAUGAAAUCUAUAAACUUGAUUUAUAAAUAAAUUAACUUUCAAAUUCCAUAUUGAUAACUUGGAGAGAAGGCUCUUAAUUUUAAGAUAUGACUUUGAAUUCUGUUUAUAAAGGAGUUUUUAUAUCUAAAGAUACUUAUGUAUUGACAAAUAUUGCAUCUCCAAUUAAUUAAGAGAAUACUUAUACUAAAUCAUUAGGAAAAGUUGAAGUUUUAGAAUUACCAAAUAGAGAUAAAAUAAUUAAUAUAUUGUUUUACAACAUUUUGUCUUAAACUUAAAUAAUCAAAUCAUACAAAAUUAAUGAUGGAGGCAGUUAGGUAGAUUUUAUUUAGAUGAGGUGCGGAUAUGCUUGCCAAGAAUGUAAUUAUGAAGGAUUCUGUUUCAAAUGUACAAAUCCUGAUUUAUUUAUAUUAUAAGUUGAUGGAAAUUGUGUUAAGAAACCUCAAAAUUGUGUUAAUUUCAAAUCUAAUUGCUUGGAUUGUAUUGAUGGUUAUUACAAAACUCAAUAUCUUACAUGUGAGAAAAUUAAUUAAUAAAUUGAAAAAAGCGUUCCUUUAGAUUAUCAAAGUUACUAUUUAUUUUACUAUUAAGUUGCCACCUACUAAAAUGGUAAUUUUGUGGUUGUAGGUUUCAAAGAGAGUAAUGUUAUUGAAUUAAAUUAUUUUCUAAGUGAUGGAACUGCUUAGAUACAAAAACAAUAAAUAAUAAACCAUAUAAAUAUAAAUAAGAUUAAUGAUAUUUCAAUAACUAUUGAUGAUAAAGAUUAACUUAUAAUAUUUUAUUCAGUAUUACCCUUAGUUUUUACAGAAAACAAUAUGUAUUAUUAUCAAUAAUUUGAUAAAAACUUUAAUAAUCUUACAGAACCAAUAUUAUUUUAUUCUGGUUUGCAAUAAUAUGAAACUACAACUAUUAAAGCCAAGAUCUUGAUUGGUGGAUAAUUUGCAAUAUUAAUUAAGAGUAGAUUUGAUAUUUAUGUUUAUAUUAUGAAAUCUAAUUUUGAAUUUGUUGGUGAUAUAAAAUAACCAUUUAGUGAAAACUUUGAUAUAAUAUCCAAUGGAGAAUUAAUUGCAUUUGCUUAUAUAAAAGAUACAAUUACAAUCAUUAAUUUCUUUGAUUUAAAAUUAAAAGUAAUUUAACAUCAAAUUGUUAAUGAUGGAGGACUAAUUAAAUUGGCCUCUAAUGCAUUUAAAUAAUUUAUUAUAGUUACCAAUUAUUAAAUCAAUAUAAUUGAUUAAGGUUCAAUAAUAUCAUCUUAUAAUACUACCCUACAAAGUUUAUACCCAAUACAAAUAGCCAUAAGUGAUAUCAAUGAAAUUGUAAUCCUUUCGUACUAAAAGAACUCUAAAUCUUAUCAUUUACUUUAUUUUUCAAUGUAAGGACUACUUAAAAACUUUGUUUAAGUUAAUAUGAAUUAGUAUACUGAAAUUCCUAUACAAAAUAGUUGGUUAUUGAAGUUGUAAAAUAGUAAUUUUCUUGUCUUCUUUCAUAUAGGAAGUUUAAACUAUAAUUCUAAGUUAAAUUUUGCAAGAUUUGAUUAAUUGGGAAUAUCAAGAUCUGUAAACGAAAUUAUAUGCCCUCAAAAUUGUAUAUCCUGUGUAUCAUCUUCAGAAUGUGAUAUUUGUAGUUUUGGUUUCGAAAAAAAUGAUGAAACUAAAUUGUGUGAAAAAUUUUGUAUGUAAUUUGAGUGUCGCAAAUGUAUGUUGACUGAUUGUUAUGAAUGCUCUAAUGGAUUCUAAUUGGAUGAAUUCGGACAUUGUUAAAUAAUUGAUUAAUCAAUUGAACAUACUAAAGAUCCAUAUAAUCCAAGUUAUUAAGAAGAAGUGAUAGACCCAAAUAUUCCAGGAGUCGCAACAGAUCCAGUGGACCCUAUAGAUAUAAAGGAUCCAACAGAUCCAACUAAUCCAACAGAUCCAACAGAUCCUAAUAAUCCUACCGAUCCAACAGAUCCUACUAAUCCUACCGAUCCUACAGAUCCAACAAAUCCUACUGAUCCAACAACUCCUACUGAUCCAACAACUCCUAAGAAUCCAAUCAAUAUAGGAACCAUUGAACAUCCCAUAGGAGAUAAAUGUAAUGUAAUUAUGCAAAAUAAAUUAAUAAAUUUUACAGAUAAUAGAUAUGCUUUCAUUCAAAUUUGCAAUGAGAUUAUGAGUGCCAAAUUAUUUAAUAAAGAUGGUGUAGAAAUAUAGAGUUUUGUCAGUUAGAUUGAAAUAGUGAUAUUCUUUGAUACAGUCCUAGUUCAAGAUUAAAUGUUCUUAGCAUUUGUUUUUGCAAGAAACCCAACUUCGACUCAAAUUUUUUCAAUUGAUAAUAGUUUUCAAACCCUUGUUUUUAAAUUUGAGACAAUUUAGGAACUCACUAUUUUAGAUAUUUAAAUUCAGCCUUUGAACCACAAUGUUGCUAUGUUAAUAUCAAAUAAUAAAAUGGUUUAAAUUGAUGAUUUAUUUUUGGUUUGCUAUUCUUAAACUUUAUAAAUAUUUGAUGAUUAUUUAGGAUUAAUGACUAAUAAAAUAAAUUUUAAUUUUCCAAAUGGUAUUAUUACAAAGGAUAAUUGUAAUUAAAACAAAAUAUCUGAAAUCAAGGUUGUUGAACAUCGUGUUUAUGCAUUAUCAAUAAAUUUAUAAGGAGGGUAACUAUAAAUUUUUGAUCAUAUUGUAACAACACUAGACACUUUUUAAAUAGAUAUUCCUAAUAUUGAAAAAAUUAAAUUUGAAGUUACUCUAGGCAAUAUUAUAAUUAUUUAUAAGACUAUUGAUGCAUAAAAUUGGACUUUAAAAAUUUAUGAUAAAUAUUUAAUUAUUUUUAUUGUCAAAGUUGAUUUUAUCCCUGGAAACUCUGAUAUUUAAUUAGCUAUUGUAGCUAACAAUUUAUUCAUAUAAUGGAAUCAAAAUGAUAACCUUAUGAGGUCCUUUUAUGAAUUCUUAGAUUUAUAAGGAAAUUAACUUUCAAAAGGAGAAAUAUUUAGUGAUUUUUAGCUUAAUAGUAUUUAAUUAAGUGUUUUAAUGGAUACUUAUGUUGCAUUUACUUGGAAAAAAAUAAAUGCAAAUAGUCAAUGGGAAAUUACUUAUGCUCUCAUGAAUCACAAUGGAGACUUUGUAAAUUUUUUAGAGUAAACGUGUUCUAAAAAUUGUAAUUACUGUAUAAGUUAUGAAUAAUGUAUGACAUGUGAGACUAAUUAUGUUUUAAAAUAUGUUGAUUCUAACAACAACUAUUGUUAGAAAGAAUGUGAUUAGAAUUGCUAGACUUGUGAUUAGAUGGGAAAUUGUUAAUUUUGUAAAAAUUUUUAUGAAAUUAAAAAUGGUUAAUGCGUUUUAAAUGAAUUAUAAGCGAAAGCAAUCCGUAUAAAUUAAGAAGCAUAAAAUAAUUUGAUCUAAUAAUAGGGGGCUAAAUUUAGUGAUGGAUCAAUAAUAGUGGUUUGGUCAAGUAAUUUUUAUGAAGGUGAUGAUUUUGAAGUAUAUGGUUAAUUAAUUAAUAAUUUUGGAGUUAAAAUUGGAGAUAAUUUAAAAAUAAAUACUAAUACGCAAGGUCCUUAACAUUCUCCAAAAGUAUUAGUAUUAUAAGAUGAUACUGCUUUAAUCAUUUAUAUUGAUGGUGAUCCUAAAAUAAGUCAGGCGACAAUAAAAGCUUAAAAAUUUGAUAAGUAAAUGUAAAGAAUUGGUAAUGAAUUUUAAGUUGGUACAAUUGAAUCUUAUUCAAAUGAACCAUCCAAUCCUAAUUAUUUUCAAGCAUAAAGCUUAAAAAAUGGAGGAUUUUUUAUUGGAUAUAUACAAAGGUCAUUCUAGACACAAGAUUUGAUUUUUUUAAACUUUUAUGAUUCAUUAAGUAACCUGGUAAUUCAGUAAUCAAUCUAAGGAGAUUUAUUUUUAUUUGAAAAAUCUAUUGAUUUUGUUACAACAGAUGUUAAUAUUGCUUUAUUUUAUGCUUCUAAUAUUUAUGGAUGUAUGGUUCAUUUGUACUCAUUAGACGGAAAAUAAAAAUUAUUAACCAAGUCUUUGGAAAAAUUUAAUAAUCACUAUCGUGAAAAUAUAAUUAUAGGUCAUACACAUAAUUUUUAUGCAAUAGGAUAUAUAUUGUUUGAAGAAAGUAAUAGAAUAGUUUAAGUAUAAUUAUUUGAUGAAUAAUUUAAUGAAUUAGGAAAUCCUAUAACAAUUAGAUAAGUAGAACAUUAUAUACCACAAAUUUAAAUGAAUAAAGGUGAUUAAGGAUUAUACUUUAUAAUUUAAUUGAAUAUUAAUUAAUAACAGUUUUAGGAACUUUAUUUAAUAAAGGACCAAUAAUAUUCUUUAUUAAAUACAUUCUAUUUAGAUAUUUAAUAAAGAUAAAUGUAAUCGAGACAGGAAUAUCUUUAAAUUAUUUAAUCAUAGGAUCAGUAAUAUUUUAUACUAUGGUCAAGGAAAUUCUAUUUUGGAAUUCAGGAUAUUUAUGACUUUUAUUUUUAGCUGUUAUCAUAUGAUUCAUAAAUAAUAGCACAAAGUUAGAUAACUUGUCCAUUGAAUUGUUAGUAAUGUUAAGAGUCAACUAUUUGUGAUCUAUGUCUUGAUCACUAUUAGAAAAAGGAAGAUAUUUGUAUUCCUAUUUGUGAAGUAGGGUGUUCUUUAUGUGCUUUUCCAUAUUUUUGUAAUUUAUGUUAGAAGGGUUAUUAUUUAAAAUCAGAAGGUAAAUGUUAUGAAAUUCCUAUUUAAUAAUAACCUUUAGUUUUAUAUGAAUAUGAAAGAGGUGAUAGGAUUUUUUAAGUAUAAGCUGUAAAUGAAAUUGAUAGAGUGUUUUUUUCUUAUAGCAGUCACUUAAAUGUUAAAGUUUUUAUUGGAGAAUAAUUAGUCAACAGUUUUUCAAUAACUUAAUAGCCAAUAGAUGAUAUGUAUAGAUGGAAAUAAACAUUUUAUUUCGAUGAAAAUAUCAUAUUAAUAUUCUAUUUUGAAAAUGAUGUAUAAGUACAAAGAUAUGAUAUUAAUUCAAAUUUAAUUAGUUAAGAAAGAUUAGACCUUUUAUAAUUUACAGAUUUUUAGAUUUAAUAUGAUGCCUUAUUAUUAGAACCAAUAUAAGGUUAAUAAUAUAUCCUUACAUUUUAUAAAUAAAAACAUAAUCCAAAUUAAAUUUACAAUUUAUUUGAAACAGUUAUCUAUUAUGUUAAAUUAGAUUUAAGGUUAUAUAAAAUAGAAAAUGUUUAGAUUAUUUUUAAAUCUGUAGAUAGUGUACCAUUUAAUAUUCAAAAAGAUUAGGAUUCUUUUUAUAUUUAUUUCUAUGAUAAGAAUUAUAGAAUAAGAAAGGAUAAAAUUGAAUAAUUAUUCUGUUAUAAUUAAAGAGAAUAUACCAUUAGCUAAUGCAAUAUACCCUCAGAAGAAAAUUGGAAUAUAAUUUAAUUAUUUAAUGUUGGAAGGUAAAAUGAACUUUUUGAUAUCUUUACACAUAUCAGCACUUAAUACAAAAUUUUAGGUGGAUAAGGAGAAAUAAUAAUGUAAUCUACAAAUGUUUUAAAUUAAGGUUUAAAGAGAUAAAUAUUUGUUAAAGUAUUUAAAUAUAUUCAUUCAUUUGUAAUCAUCAUUGAAGAACAAACUGAUUUAUAAUAUAAUGAAUACAAAUAAUUAGUUGCUUAAUUUAUUUAUAAUACUGGCAAAAAAAUUGGAGAUUAAAUAUAUAUUUGUUCAUUACCUUAAAAUUUUAUAAAUAUUGUUCAAUACUAAAAUGGAUUCAAAAUAUAUAUAUAAUAAGAAGAAUGCUAAGAUGAUAUAUGCAAAAAUAAUUUAAUAUAAAGGAUAUUUGAUAGAGAAAAUGAUCUACCAGAUCCAACAGAAUCGUAAAUACUAAUUAAUGACCCUGUAAAGGAUGGAAAAGGUAUUGAAAUUUAAGAAAAAUGUGAUUAAGAACCAAUUAAAUAACUUAUUAAAUACUCUAAUAAUAAUUAUGGAAUAGUAUAUAUUUGUUAGGAUAUUUUCAGAAUGAGAAAAUUCAAUUAGGAUGGAAUAGAAAUCAAGUUUGUUGAAAUUACUCUCGAACUUAUUCAUCUAUUUGAUAUUACUUUAGUGGAUGAUCAAAUUUAUGUUAUUUUAGUUUAUGUAUCAGAUAAAACAAUUAGUAAGAUUUAUAAAUUAGAUGAUAAUACAAAUUCUUUGUUAUUUUAAUUUGAUCAUGUAUGUGAAUUAGAGAUUUUAGAUAUUAAAAUUGAAAAUUUGUAGAUGAAGUAUCUCAUAUUCAUAACAUGUUUGAAGAAUUAUGUAUUUGAUAGUGGAUCUAAAAUUGGACGGUCUUAAUCAUUAUUUGUUUAUGAUAGAUAAAAUUUGAAAAUCUUUGAAAAAUUUGAUUUUAAUAAUCCUGCUAUAUUUACAAUUAAUGAUUGCGAUAAGUACAUAAUUUAAGAGAUUAAAGUUUUAUAUGACUAAAUAUAUUUAGUAAAAGUCAAUAUUGAAUAUUAUGAAAUAAUUUAAAUAAAUGAUUUUGGGGUAUUAUUGUAUACAAAUACUGAAAAUAUAUCAAAUAUAUCGAGAAUUAAGUUAGAAAUAAGUAAUGAAUUGGUAGUAUUCAUGUAUAAAAAAUAUGGCUAAAUUGAUUGGUCCUUAACUCUUUGUACAGAAAUUAGAAAUUGUUGGUAUCAUGGUUAAAACUAUUUGAAUGGAGUGUAAGAUUUUUCAAUUGCAAUAAUUUAAAAUAAAUUUGUGAUAUCUUAUAGUGAGAAAUUAAAUUAAAAGCUCUUUUAUAAAGUAGUGGAUAAUAAUAAAAAAGUAAUAUUUUCAGAUUCAAUAUCAAUUGAUUAAUAAAUAAGUAGUCCAAUAUUAGUAAACUUUAAUAGUUAAUAUAUUGGAUUUACAUGGUAAUUUAAAAACAAUUUAGGAUAAUGGGGAUUAUAAUUAUCAAUAAUUAAUAAUGCUGGCAAUUUAGUUAAAUAUAUAACUAAUGUUUGUUCAGUUAAUUGUGAUUAAUGCAAAAGUAAUACUCAAUGUAUUAAAUGUUUAGAUGGAUAUUAAUUAUUUUAUGAUAAAGAUGGUUAAAUUAGUUGUCAAAAAGAAUAUAGUUCUUUUUGUUAAUAAAUAAUAAACGGUUAUUGCAUCUUUUGUCCUCCAUAACUUUAUCCUUAAGAAAGAAAUUGUGUACAAGAUCACUUCUAAUAAUAUUCACUAGUUGUUAAUGAAUUAAUGACUUUUACAUAAACUUAACCAUUUUUAGCUGGAUUUAGUGAUGGUUCAAUAAUGAUAAUUUGGAGUAGCAAUUAUUAAAAUGGAUUCAAUUGGGGUGUUUAUGGUUAGAUAUUAGAUAGUUAGAGAUAAAAAAUAGGAAAUAAUUUUUAAGUGACAUAAAUUGCUCAAGGAAAUCAACAUUCUGCUUAUAUUCAAAUAUUAAAUGAUGAUACUGCUAUUAUUUUAUAUAUUGAUGGUAAUCCAGAAGAAGGAGCUUUGCUUAAAAUUGCCCGAUUGACUAAAGAUUAAUAAAGAAUAGGUAAUGACUUAGAUGUUGAUAUCAUUAAAUUGAAUUGGUUUAAUAUUAAUUAUGAUUAAAUUGCAAAAAUUAUCAAAUUAUAGCAUGGAGGAUAUGUGGUUGGAUAUAUAACAACACUAGGGGAUCAGUUAUAAGUAUUAAAAUUAAAGUUUUAUAAUUCUGAUCAUUAAGAAGUAAAGGCAUAAGAAAUUUAAAAUUAUUUUGAUUCUAGAAUCUAGCUAUCAUCAACUGAAUAGAAUGUAGCAAUUAUAUUUCAAAAUAUAGUUUAUAUUUAUACAUUAGAUGGAAUAUAUCUUACAUCGAAAGAAUUUAUAUUAUCUGAUAGAUUACCUAUGAAUUACUUAGGCAGUUUCUCAUAAUAGUAUGUUAUUGUAUCCUAUUCUUCUGAAAUUGACAUCUUAUCAGUAAAUGCUCAAUUUUAUGAUUAAAACUUCUUACCUUAUGGUAAUUAAAUAUUGAUAAAAGAGAUUCUCGUAAAUCAAGGUAGUGGUUUCACUUAUAUUCAAUUUAUUUAGAUUGA
Molecule: messenger RNA, 15254 nt
Organism: Paramecium pentaurelia
Lineage: Eukaryota; Ciliophora; Oligohymenophorea; Peniculida; Parameciidae
Source: the annotation of a GenBank genome assembly